This is a messenger RNA of Cutaneotrichosporon oleaginosum, 375 nucleotides long. RefSeq lists its product as uncharacterized. NCBI's taxonomy places the organism in Eukaryota, Fungi, Basidiomycota, Tremellomycetes, Trichosporonales, Trichosporonaceae. The record is from RefSeq and is a predicted model, not a curated record. Gene Ontology annotation, molecular function: racemase and epimerase activity, acting on carbohydrates and derivatives.
AUGGACUUUCCCAAGACCAACGAGGGCAGGCGUAUCUGCCAAGUGAUCAAAGUCAAGCCCGAGGCGUUGGACGAGUACAAGCGCGUGCAUGCGGCGGUUUGGCCCGAGGUCCUGGACGCGCUCCGCAAGGCGCAUGUUGUCGACUACUCGAUCUACUACUUCGCCCCCCUGAGCCUGCUGAUUGCUACGAUGCGGUAUGUGGGCACCGACUACGAGGCCGAUAUGGAGAGCAUCAAGGAGAGCGAGACGACGCGGCGGUGGUGGAAGCAGAUGACGGACGGACAGCAGGAGAGCUUUGUAGAGGGGGCAGUGGGGAGCGAGAGUGGGCCUGGGUGGUGGGCGCCGACGGAGGAGGUGUUCCGCUUUGAGGGGUGA